This is a messenger RNA of Lolium perenne, 1648 nucleotides long. RefSeq names its product probable serine/threonine-protein kinase PIX13. NCBI's taxonomy places the organism in Eukaryota, Viridiplantae, Streptophyta, Magnoliopsida, Poales, Poaceae. The record is from RefSeq and is a predicted model, not a curated record. Gene Ontology annotation, biological process: protein phosphorylation. Gene Ontology annotation, molecular function: ATP binding; protein kinase activity.
CCUCCCCUUGACUUCCCCUCCCUCCCCCUCUACUCGUCUUCUUCUCCCCCUCCUCUUCCCCUUGUCUCCUCCGCGAGCCAUCCUCGGUUUCUCGUCUCCUCCCCAGUUCCUCCUUGACUCGGAGCAAGAGAGGGGAGGAGAGGAGGAUGGGGAAUAUCUGCGGCGGCGCGGGGCGGGCUCACGUGGCGGCGGACUACAGGCCGUCCAGCCCAGGGGCGACGACCUUCAAGACGAGCGGCAGCGUAACAACCAGCAACAGCACCACGGGGAAGCUCUCCACCGGGAGCAGCGGCUUCAUGGCCUCCUCUACCGGCAGCGUCGGCACGAACGGCGGGUUCGACGAGGGCGGGUUCCUCGAGGGCCAGAUCCUGGAGGCGCCAAACCUCCGGACGUUCACGUUCCUUGAGCUCCGGACGGCUACCAAGAACUUCAGGCCGGACAGUGUGCUUGGGGAGGGUGGUUUUGGGAGGGUGUACAAGGGGUGGGUGGACGAGAAGACGAUGAACCCGGCCAAGAGUGGCACUGGCAUGGUGGUUGCUGUCAAGAAGCUCAACUCGGAGAGCUUGCAGGGAUAUGAGGAAUGGCAGUCAGAAAUAAACUUUUUGGGAAGGCUCUCGCACCCGAACCUUGUCAAGCUAUUGGGGUACUGCUGGGAGGACAAGGAACUAUUACUAGUGUACGAGUUCAUGGCCAAAGGGAGCUUGGAAAACCAUCUUUUCCGAAGAGGAUGUGCUCCAUUAUCAUGGGAACUGAGGUUGAAGAUAGCCAUUGGCGCAGCUCGAGGACUUGCAUUCUUGCAUGCAUCAGAAAAGCAAGUUAUCUACCGUGAUUUCAAGGCUUCCAAUAUUCUUCUAGAUGCAAAUUACAACGCGAAGCUCUCUGAUUUUGGUCUUGCCAAGCUUGGACCGACUGGUAGCAACUCGCAUAUCACGACGAGGGUCAUGGGCACCUAUGGAUACGCAGCUCCUGAAUAUGUAGCCACCGGUCAUUUAUAUGUCAAGAGUGAUGUAUACGGUUUCGGAGUUGUGAUGCUGGAGAUGCUGUCCGGCCAGCGAGCGUUGGACCCCAAUCGUCCCAACGGACAGCUUAGUCUUGUUGACUGGGCGAAGCCCUACUUGGCUGACCGGAGAAAACUGGCCCGUCUCAUGGACCCCCGGUUUGAGGGCCAGUACAACUCCAAACAAGCCCUCCAGUCGGCACAGCUGACGUUGAACUGCCUUGCUGGCGAACCCAGGAGUAGACCCUCGAUGAAGGAGGUCCUUGAGACGCUCGAGCAGAUCGAGGCGAUGAAGAGCCGGACAAGGGAGGCAAGAGGAGGGAGUGGGACGUCGUCACGGGACCGCACCCACGGCCACUCUGCAGUGCACCAGCGGUCGUCGCCACGCGGAGGCAGCGAUGGGCGCCGCGGUUCGAGGGCCAGCAACGGCCAUGCCACCAAGGCGCGGUGAUCCCUGGCCGGCUGUCGGAGCUGAUGAUGAUGAUGAUGAUGGCAUUCUUUCUGUACAUGGCCUAAUUAAAUUAAUUUUUAUCUGAGCUUGUGUUGGACCACGGUGUGUGUAGACUGUAGCAAAAAUGGAAAUCAGAGAUGUCUUGUAAUUGUAUAUUGUGAAGAUCUAGAAAUAGCAGAGGCAAUAAUUCUUCCAUGUUC